This is a messenger RNA of Pristis pectinata (smalltooth sawfish), 4771 nucleotides long. RefSeq names its product atherin-like. The record is from RefSeq and is a predicted model, not a curated record. Gene Ontology annotation, molecular function: protein binding; DNA binding. The transcript has 7 exons. The coding region runs from base 135 to 1592 and encodes 485 amino acids. Lineage: Eukaryota; Metazoa; Chordata; Chondrichthyes; Rhinopristiformes; Pristidae.
CCGAGCCCGCCCGGCCGCCCGCCCGCCGGCCGCCCCUCCGGCGGGGCGCAGGGAGCGCAGCUUCCGCCCUGCGCGCCGUCGGAGGCCGGGCGGGUCGGGACCGGGACCGGGGACCGGGGACCGGGGCCGGCGCGAUGUCGGAGGCCGAGUGCAGGCGCUGGAUCGCCGAGACCAUCGAGUGGCUGCGGUCGCGGAAGGCGCGGCCCGACCAGGAGCGCAUCUGCAAGAUGGUGCAGCGGCGGCACGGCGUCUCCCCGAGCCGCACCCGGCGCCAGCUCGACCGGCUGCUGCGCUCCCGCUCCGUGCUGCGGGUCCGCUACAAGGGCUCGCACUCGUACCGCAACGCCGUCCCGGGGCAGCCGGAGCCGGGCCCGGGGCCCGGGCGCAGCGGCGGCCGCACGGCCCGCGACAGGAGCUCCGGGCAGCGGGGCCCGGCCCGCGACAAGCCCCGGAGCCCGGCCGAGCAGCCCAGCGUGGUGGUGACCCGGGCCCGGCACAAGGAGGUGCUGGAGCAGCAGGUGGCCCGGGCCCGGAGCAGGAAGCCGCCGGCCGAGGCGGAGGGCGAGGCGGCCGAGAGGAGGAGGCGACUCCCGGUCACUGACAGCGGCCCCGAGCGCAAGAAGACCAGGAGAACGAAAGGAGCUGACCCAUCCGACAGUGAAGGAAGUGAUGAAGAAAAGGUGGAUCCACCAAAAGACCAGGUGUCGAUGAGACAGACGCGGAGUGAAGCACAGAAUGAGGUGGAAGCCGUCACUGACUGUGGGAGUGAGGAUGAUGAUAAGGAAGGGAGUCCCAUCAAAUCACCUGCCGCUGAAGGUCGCCCAACCGAAGGUGUCGGUGCGGAGCUCUCCACUGAAGAGCAGCUUGAAGUGUCUUUGGCCGUGGAGCGGAGCCCCUUGCCUUGCCCCGAUGAUGAGCCCAAGGCCAUCACCGAAGCUGAGAUGGGAAAUGAGGCGGAGGAGCGGGCGAGCGUGGAUGUGCGUCUCUGCCCAGCUACCACAGGGGAGGCUGGUUCUUCUGAUGGACCUGUCCCCGUGGAGGAGGCCUGUGGUGACGAGCGUUCCCAGGAGCCUGGUGUCCACCAAGGUGAGGAAGAAGCCGACCUGGAGACAGUCGAUCAGCUCGGGCUGGUGGUCAGUGAUACUGUCGGACUGUCCCAGUGUACGGAGAAUAGACCCCCUGCUGCACACGAUCAGGUGACUUGCCACCAGCUCGAACCCCAGACCAGUGAAGUUCCUGAGGUUGGUGGGGCCUCGUGUCUGCUUACGCCAUCAGCUUCUCCUGUAGAGAUGGUCCCUGAAGAGAAUGGCCCCUCAGACAGACAUCUCAGCUUAGAAGAGGAUGGGAAGUCCGUAGACCCAACUGAAUGGAGCAUCGCCGACGUGGUGAAUUAUUUUAAAGAGGCAGGAUUCCCAGAACAGGCUGUUGCUUUUGAGGACCAAGAGAUUGACGGCAAGUCCCUACUUCUAAUGAAGAGGAAUGAUGUUUUGACAGGACUGGCAAUUAAACUGGGCCCAGCACUAAAGAUAUACGAAUAUCACAUCAAGGUUCUGCAGUUGCAUCAUUUCAACAAUGAGGCGCCUUCGUGCUGAUCGGUGUAUGCCAUUGGUAGCAGAAUUUCUGCCCUGCUUAUCCAGCAACUGUCUGCAUGCACUUCACUGCAGUUUCACUUCAAUCUGCUGCCAAACUAAAUUCUUUCUACUUAAAGUGAAAGGAGGAAUGCCACCAGGAAUAAGAAGUUCAUUUAAGAAAAGUACUGGGUUUCUAUAGUGUUUGGGAAGUGUUGUAGCCUUUCUAACACUGUCUGUCCCAUCUGGAACUGGGAUUAUCUCUUUUCCAUGGCUUGGCUACGCUCCCAGUGUUGGGCUUUUUGUUUGAUCUCAUCUCUUGUUGAUGGAUUGGAAUUGCCCUACGGGCUGAUGUGAGUGUGCAACUGGGUGAAACGCUGUUCAAAUAUAGAAGAAUGGCUGCUCUGCAAGACCUGUUCUUCAUCCUUUUUGACACGUGCACAAAAUGCAGUGUGAUAUGCACUUAGAGGAAUUCUGCAAAUAAACUAGAAAGCCCAAAGAAAAUGGGCAAAUGUUAAACAUUUAGUAUCUCACAGAUUAAACAUCUUCCUACAGUCAAGUGGCAGCUGACAAAUUCAAUCGUAGCUUCCUAAUAAUGGGAAUCCUUUUCAAGGUGAAUAUAAAAUUUCUUCAUUGAGCCCAUAAGUUAUGAUGUGAUGGGAUUGUUACAAACAUUAUCUCCGUGCUUUGUCUUCUGAUCUUUACACCCUCUUAAAUUUGUCACUUUGAAGUUUUACUUCAAGUUACAAAGUUGUUACUAGUGUUUCUUGUAUAUUUUUAAAGGUUUUAUUAUAUUAGAUAUGUGUAUAUUCCAGAAUACAAUGAAAGCCUUAAAUUGAAAUCCUGAGAGCAGGGGUUAUGGCUGCUUGCUCACACAUGCAGGACUUGGUGUGUUUGUGAAUGAAUCUGCAAAAUUUAAAAAAAUAUAUUUAUAUUAUAAAUCUUGCUUCUGCUUGCUCUUUUUCUAUUAUAAAUUCUUCUAUUGAUACUCUCAAUGAACUCUGGAUGAGUAAACUUCUCAUGUUAUAUCUGCAGCUUUUUAUGUUUCUGUGCUACCACUUGUAGGGGAUAUAAUUACAUUACGUUGUUUACAUUGGCAGUUUUCAUUAGAAGGCUGGGUAUGGGUAUUUAACAAAACAAGGACAGAGUGUACACCUUUAAAAUGGGUACUGAGUUUUCCUCAAUCCUGCUUCCUCUGUAAUUAUACUCGGUCUUGAUUUGCAACAUUGCGGGAUUUUCAUUUGUAUAUUAUCUAAUCAAACUCUUGGGUUAUCAGAUUGGUAAAGUUUGAGUACAGUGUUGCUCAAUAGAUGUGACAGAUAUAACCAAUUUCUUGCUUAAGAUUCAUUUCCUAGUAAUUUUUGGAGCAAUUUAAAGUUUAGAAUAUGCCCUCACAAUAGGUGAUCACAAGAUUUGUUUUGUGAAAGCUUCCACUCGGUUGAGGUAUUUUCUUUUUGUAAAUUUUUGUGUUUUUUCUGAGGUCCUCCCCUGGUUUCCCAUCAGUUUUAACGUAUCCGAGCUGACAGUUCUGUUUCCAUUUGCAAUACAGUAGGAGCCGCUCGAUAGAUUCAGUUACCUGUCACACAGGUAUUUGUGUGUCAGUGGAAUUUUUUGAAAAUGACUGAACCAGAAGGUGCCUUUGGUCACAGCUGAUGAAAGCUGAGGAUUAACAGGGUACUUCCCCACGUCAGUUUUAAGUUGACUACAAUUCAUCAUUAAAUUCAUGUCAGAAGCACUUUGAAAUAAAAUAAAAAUCUGGUCCCAGUUUAGAGUGGGAAUACCACAGGUCGUAGUUGAGUUGCAAAGAUUUAAUUAUAUAAUUGCAACGUAAACAAGAUAGAAUGGAAGGGAGCAAUGAAAUCUGCUGGAGGAACUCAGGGUCAAGCAGCAUUAUGGUCGAAAAGGAAUUGUCGACAUUUCAGGUCAAAACCCCAGAACACCUAUCCUGAUACAGAGUUUUGACCUGAAACACCGACAAUUCCUUUCCCCCCACAGAUGCUGCUCGACCUGCUGGGUUCCUCCAGCAGAUCGUUUGUUGUCCAGAUUCCAGCAUCUGCAGCCUCUUGUGUCUCCGUAGAAUGGAAAGGACUGGUUUCAGGAAGACCCUACGAGGCGGAUGCAGUGUAAUCACUGUGUCUCUGUCCAAUAUACGAAGACCACACACCUUUGGCUAACCCUAGGAGACCAAGUUUAUUUGAGUCUGUGGUGCACCUUGAAGGCUGAGUGUGUUCCCAUUCUCACAGAGGAACACAAGAAGACCGUUUGGACUCUAGUCUGUUCCUGCUUUAAUUUUGAUCACAGCUGACAUGCACCUUAACUUCAAUGGUGUGGCUUGGUCCCCACCUCGAUACCCUUGUCUACCAGCACUAUCAGUCCUUGUAUUGAAAUGUUUGAGUGAUUCCCAAUCUAAUAGCUCUAAGAGAGAGAAUCCCAGAUUGGCUCUACUCUGUAGAAGUGCUUCCUGACAUCACGCCAGAGCAGCCCAAGUGUAACUUCAAGGUUUUGCCCACUUGUUCUAGCCUGCUGCAUCAGAGAAAAUAAUUUCAGGUGUAUUUACUACGACGGGGAAGCAUUGCAAGGCUAAUGUGAACAAAAUGUUGCACAUGUGUUGGGAAUAGCUGAAAGGGGAGAGAAGCUAAUGGGAAAGUUCCCUCUGCCACCACCCAUGUGCAUCAUGUCCUUGUUUCUAGUGUUGGUUGGAUAAUAAUUCAACUUUCCUUUUGCAAUCCACGUGUGCUGUGCUAUUUCCAGAAUUGUCUCACUCAGUCGGUCCGUGUACUUGAAUUUUUAUUGAAGCAGGGCUCCACUACAGGUGUGCUAUCUUACGCUGAGCUUCCUCGCUCAAAGGUGCUGUAAAUUGGCAGUAAGUUGCAAGCCUACGCAAUGCACUUCCGUAUGGAAGUAUAAGGCUGGCAUAGUGCCAAUCAGCUGGUACUGUUUCCUGUUAGUGGGUUUGAAUUCCGGAUUGAAACUGAGAUAUACAGCCUUGGUAUCCUUUGUGCAAACAGCAGCUGUCAAUGCGCUUUACAGAAUCUUAAGUGUGUUUGAAUUAUUUGAAUUUAUAAUAAAUAAAAGCCAUGUGUUUUGAAUGGAAUGCACAAAAUGGGUAAAGUGGGUUUUUAGAGUUUAUUCUUGCUAAUUGAGAUGCUUUAAGCAAUAAGAAACAAUAUUAAAAUGAAAUGUCUAAUAAAAUUGUUGAUUCA